AUGUGCCGGGCGCUCCCGGGCAGCACAAAGCCCCCCUUCCAGAAAGCUGUCGCACAAAGCCGAAACCCCGCGCGAACCCCAACCCGCUGGGCUCGGCACAUCCCUCCUGCCAGUGCGGGCCCGGAGAGGCGGCCCCGGUGGCAGCCCUCCUCCGCCUCCGCCGCAGCGGAGGGCUCGGGGCCCCCCGGCCGUCGGGUCAGCCUGUCGAGACCCCCCGGUGUCUACGUGGGCACCGUCCCCACGGGUGGUGUCAGCAGCUUGGGCACCCGAGUGUCCCGCAGAGCCCUGGGCAUCAGCAGUGUCUUCCUGCAGGGCCUGCGCAGCUCCUCUGCUGCCGUGCCCCUGGCCCCGGGGCUGGAGAAGGGCAGGGCUCUCUCCUACGAGAGCCUGAAUGGCUGCUUGGUGGAGUACAUUGAGAAAGUGCGAGCCCUCGAGCAGGUCAACCAGGAGCUGGAGGAGCACAUCAGAGUCUACCUGGACAAGAAAGCGGCCAGCGUGGGCAGCUGGGGCGCCCUGCGGGAGAACUGGGAGGCCAUUUACCACCAGGUGGGUGAAGCAGUCCUUGAAAAUGCUCGUCUUAUGCUGCACACCGAGAACAUUCAAGCCUGUGCUGAAGAUUUUAAAGACAGGUAUGAAAAUGAGCAGCCAUUCAGAAAGGCAGUGGAAGAUGAAAUUAAUUCCCUAUAUAAAGUGAUUGAUGAUGCUAAUUUAACUAAAAUGGAUCUGGAGAGUCAGAUAGAGAGCAUGAAAGAAGAACUAAAUUUGCUGUCAAAGAAUCACGAAGAAGAUGUGAAGGUGUUGUACAAGCAGCUUGCUGGAUCUCAACUGGAAGAACUUGAUGUUCCCCUGGGAAGUGGCCUGGAUGACAUACUGGAAAAAAUCAGAAUCCACUGGGAGAGAGACAUUGAAAAGAAUCGUGCUGAGACAGGCGCCCUGCUUCGUACCAAGAAGAGGGGUCUGGAAAACUCUUUAUACGAUGCCAAGCACUGGCACGACAUCGAACUGCAGAAUCUAGGCUCUGUCAUUUCCAAGUUGGAGGCAGAGAUGGGAGAAAUCAAAGUAGAAACCGAGCAGCAGCAGCGGGAUCGCGAAAGUCUGCUGACCAGCAAACAACAGCUGGAGAAAGACAUUGCUGCCUAUCACUGCCUGCUGGAUGGAGAACAAAGCAGGUACUUGUCCUUAAAAGCAAGUGUGCCAUGA
Chaetura pelagica (chimney swift) is the source of this 1200-nucleotide messenger RNA. It is a transcript of the gene BFSP2, whose product is annotated as beaded filament structural protein 2, phakinin. Gene Ontology annotation, biological process: intermediate filament organization. Gene Ontology annotation, cellular component: intermediate filament. Gene Ontology annotation, molecular function: structural molecule activity. The record is from RefSeq and is a predicted model, not a curated record. The transcript is spliced from 5 exons. NCBI's taxonomy places the organism in Eukaryota, Metazoa, Chordata, Aves, Apodiformes, Apodidae. The coding region runs from base 1 to 1200 and encodes 399 amino acids.